Messenger RNA from Onychostoma macrolepis, 6414 nucleotides. It is a transcript of the gene wrn, whose product is annotated as WRN RecQ like helicase. Gene Ontology annotation, biological process: DNA replication; double-strand break repair via homologous recombination; telomere maintenance. NCBI's taxonomy places the organism in Eukaryota, Metazoa, Chordata, Actinopteri, Cypriniformes, Cyprinidae. The transcript is spliced from 36 exons. Gene Ontology annotation, molecular function: four-way junction helicase activity; 3'-5' DNA helicase activity; ATP binding. The record is from RefSeq and is a predicted model, not a curated record. Bases 206 to 4342 code for a protein of 1378 amino acids. Gene Ontology annotation, cellular component: chromosome; cytoplasm; nucleus.
UACAGCGCGGGAGAGUUUGGCUGAAGUAACUGGAGAUGUUGCUUAGAAAUAUAACUUACAUUGUUAUUCAACAUGUAUAGACAGGCUGUGAGUUAUUAAAGCUUUUAGAGGAAUAUGAAUAUGAGACAGCGCUAACGUUACAUUGAUUUCAGGGUGAGCGGUUAACGUGUGCUUUGUGCGUCAUUACGGAUGAAAGGAAGCUAUAAUGGGUGACAGGACUCUGCCUGAAUGGAUGAACAAACCUCAGGAAGAACAUACACCAGGACCUUACAAAAAGAGCAUUCUGGAGGAUGAUCUUCCUUAUCUGGAAUUCGGUGGAACAGUCAUAUACAGCCAGGAAAGACAUGACUGCUCAUUUUUAUCAGAAGAUUUGAGAUCUGGUUUGGCGUCAGACUCAGUGGUGGGGUUUGAUCUGGAAUGGCCGCCCAGCUUCACCAAAGGGAAGACAAAGAAAGUGGCUGUAGUGCAGCUGUGUGCAUCAGAAGAGAAAUGCUAUCUGUUUCACAUCUCCUCCAUGUCAGGGUUUCCUCCUGGCCUGAAAAUACUUUUGGAGGACGAAAAUAUCAAGAAAGUUGGAGUGGGAAUUGAGGGUGACAAGUGGAAGUUAUUAUCUGAUUAUGACAUCAAAUUGAAGAAUAUUGUUGAGCUCUCUGAUCAGGCAAACAAGACGCUGAAAUGUUGUGAGAAGUGGAGUUUGGACGGUCUAGUGAAGCACUUGUUGAAGAAGCAGCUCUUCAAAGACAAACUUGUGCGCUGUAGCCACUGGGACGACUAUGGUUUGACAGAAGACCAGAAGAGAUAUGCUGCCACAGAUGCUUACGCUGGAUUGCUCAUUUAUCAGAAUCUACAGGAAAUGAUGUCUGGCUGCUCAGAAACCUCAGUGCUCGCUUUGAAAGAGAGAGUUUUUCAGAUUGCUCGUGAUCUUAACGAUCUCGCUGAUAAUCUUCCAGAUGAGCUUGACUGCGUGACCAGUGCUGCGAGACUAGUGGAUGAUCUGUCUCAGACAGUUGCAUCUCUAAGAUGCAUUUUGUCGAAUGGCAGCAAACCGUUUGAUCCGCCAGUUGAAGAAGCUAAAACUAAGCCACAGAGUCGUAGUCAGUCUGAGGAAGAUGCUGGCAGGCAUUCUGAGAGAGAGGGUGUGAUGUCUCUGGAUAUCUCUGAGUAUGAGCUGCAGAUGCUGGAGGAGCAGGCCAGACAGGAGCAGCUGGAGGAAGAGUGUAUCUUAGCUUUCCAGACUCAGCAGGCAUCAGACCCCAAGAACUCUAAUGACAUGGAGAGUGAUGAAGAUUUUGAUGAUGAAAUGAUGAAGUGUGCUGCUGACAUAGAAAGAAUAAAUGGUGAACAUGGUCAUGAGAAACAGGCGCUUGUCCCACGGUCUGGUGCUGAAGAUGAUGACGAGGAUGUUGAGGAAGACGAGGAAGAGGGGUUUGAUUCAAGCAUCCCACAACCUGUUCCUGAACAAAUUAAACAUCUAAAAAUGUACUUUGGACAUCACAGCUUUAAACCGGUUCAGUGGAAAGUGAUUCACUCUGUUCUCACGGAGAGGAGAGAUAAUCUUGUUGUCAUGGCAACUGGUUAUGGGAAGAGUUUGUGUUUCCAGUUUCCUCCAGUGUAUUGCCAGAACGUCAGUGUGGUCAUUUCCCCUCUCAUCGCUCUCAUGGAGGACCAGGUGCUUCACCUACAAAUGUCAAACAUUCCUGCUUGUUUUCUUGGAUCUGCUCAGACCAAAAACCUGAAUGAGGAAGUGAAGAGGGGUCACUUUAGGGUGGUGUACAUGACACCUGAAUUCUGCUCUGGGAAUAUUCCUCUGCUAGCGCAGCUCGACAGGACUGUUGGUUUAUCACUGGUCGCGGUAGACGAGGCUCACUGCAUCUCUCAGUGGGGUCAUGAUUUCAGAAGUGCGUAUCGUGACCUGUGGAAACUCAAGAAAAAUCUCCCUGGUGUUCCUAUUUUGGCGCUCACGGCUACUGCGAGUCCGUCUAUCCGCGAGGACAUCGUUAAGAGCCUUUGUCUGAUCAACCCUCUGAUCACCUGCACCUCGUUCGACCGACCAAACCUCUACCUGGAUGUCAAUCGCAAGUCUGGUGACGUUAUCCAAGACCUCAAACAAUUUCUCAUCCAAAAAAAAGGGGGUGGUUUUGAGUUUGAAGGCUCAGCCAUUGUGUACUGUCCAUCAAAGAAAGAGGCGGAGCGUGUGACCGCGGCGCUGUGCAAGCUGGACAUCCCGUGUGGAGUUUAUCACGCGGGUCUGAGCAUCAAACAGAGGAGAGAAACCCAGCAUCAGUUCAUGAGGGAUGAGAUUCAGUGUGUGGUGGCCACUGUGGCGUUUGGGAUGGGCAUUAAUAAAUCUGAUAUCAGGAAGGUCAUCCAUUACGGGGCUCCCAAAGAGAUGGAGUCAUAUUAUCAGGAGAUCGGGAGGGCUGGCAGAGACGGGCUGCCCAGUGCCUGUCACGUCCUAUGGAUGCCCGGAGAUAUGGCCCUGAAUAGAUUCAUUCUCAACCAAUCCAAAAGUGAGCGCUUUAGAGAUUACAAAAUGGACAUGAUGGCAAAAAUGGAAAAGUAUUUGAAUUCAACCAAAUGCAGGCGAAAGUUGAUUUUGUGUCAUUUUGAAGACAAGCGUCUGAGGAAAGUGACUUCUGGAAUUAUGGGUAGCAGUAAUUGUUGUGAUAACUGCAGGUCAGGUGUAAACGGAGAGGAUCCAGAGGUGGUCCUGCAGGACUUUGGCUCGUGUGCGUAUCAGCUGAUGAAGGCCGUCAGCGCUAUGAAUGAGAGGUUCGGCAUCACAGCGCCCAUCCUCUUCCUGCGGGGCUCAACCUCUCAGCGGGUUCCGGAUCGCUUUUGGAAGCACUCUCUCUUUGGUAUCGGCAGGGAAAACUCAGAAACUUGGUGGAAAGCUCUCAGCCGAGAACUUGUUGCUGAAAAAUAUCUGAUGGAAACCACGGGCCAUAACAAAUUCUCCACCCUCUGUAAACUCACACCCAAGGGCAGAUCAUGGCUGAGUAAUGCUGAAGAUGAGAGGCACAGACGACUCCUGCUGCAGCCCAACAGAGAUCUGUUCAGCAGAGUGUGUGUACCGCGGAAAAAAGCAGAUCCAGCACACGUUGAGUCUACUGCUUCUAACCAAAAGUCAGAUUACACUCGGAGGGCAAAGGUCAGUUCUGGAGUUGACACCCAUCAGAUUGUGAAGAAAGCAGAUUUACCAUCUAGAUCAGCUGUUAGGCCAACCCAGAUUCACACUAAUGUCAGAGCCCAGACUCCAGCGGUCUCAGCUAGAGAAAUCCAGCUGCAGUCUGAGCUGUAUGGUAAGCUGGUUUCUGAGCGUCAGAAGUUAGCUGGUCUCAGAGACAUCCCACCAGCUCUGCUGGCCACCAAUAAAAUACUCCUGGAUAUGGCAAAAUCAAGGCCGUGCUCAAUAUCCAGCUUGAAACAAGUGGAUGGUGUUUCAGAAGCCAAAGCAGCCAUGUUAACACCUCUGAUUGAUGUCAUCCUCACAUUCUGCCAGACACACGGCUUACAGGUGGAUGAUUCCUCCAGCUCUACUCCACCUGUCCACACAAAAAUGUCACUGUCUAGCCGUGAGUACAGUUGUGUGGCUCAGUAUCUACCGGACAGUGUCUCUGUCACAUACAGACUGUUUCAGAUGGAGCUCAAGAGCAUGAGGCAGGUCGCAGAUGCUCGCAGUCUGCCCAUGGCAGUGGUGGAGUCUCAUCUGUUGCAGGCUCAGAAGAUGGGCUGUGCUGUGGACACGGACAGAGCUGGACUCUCAGAGUCCAUCUAUAACACCAUCAGAAAAAGCAUCGCCUCUCCUCCAGUCAGCUCAGAUCUGAGUGAUUUUAAAGCGAUCCGGUCUUGUGUCCCUGAAGAUAUCAGUAACUUCCUGCUAAGGCUGGCGCUUUAUGAACUCCAGAGAGAAGCUUCAUCCUCAGCACAUCAUGAAAUCUCUUGGAUAGAGCCACUGGAUAAAUCAGCGACUGCAGACAGACCUGCUGUUAAAUGUGUGAUUGGAGAGUCACAGCGUGAGACAGAUGUCAUGGACAUGAGUGAAGAUGAGCUCUUCAUCAGUAUUCCCAUGCCACAGGUGACUCACAUCUGUCUGUCUCAGAAUGCCAAUUACACAGAUUCAUGUGACCCAGUUCCUCAGAGCAGUGGAAUGAAUCUGGCCUCCUGGAACCAGGAUGAUAACCUGGAUAAAGACACGCAAGAUCUCUUCAGCGAUUCACCUGUGAAGAUUGAAAGCCGGCCUACAAAGAGAAAACUGCCUGAUUGGGCUGAAGGACCAAGCAAUUCAGUAACUGCUACGACUGAGAAGAAAACCAAAAAGAAGAAAGGACUUUUCAUUUGAUACAUUAUUAGGCUGUGUAGUGUACGUUUUGAUACUUUGUAUAAGAUUUAAAAUAAUUUAUUUUUGUUGAUGGUCCUGAAUACUGAUAUGACCUAAUUCUACGCCAGCUUGACCUCCUCUAGGUAUUUUUCAGAUUUCUUACCGGCUCACACACUAGUAAGGGAAUCUUUCUCGAUUCGCACUUAUCAUGUUUCUGCUUCUGUGAGUGGCCUGAAGCUGUACGCUACGGACUUCCACCUGUCGUAAUGGAAACACUCCUCCCAGAAUCCCGUGCAACUCCCAGACCUCAAAAGUAGGGCAUUUCUGAAGCAUGGUGGGACUUUCUUGAAUUAGUUAAUUCCUGAGUGUAAAAAUGUUAAAUAAUUGACCUGAGAUGAUAUGAUUUUGAUAGUUCAGAAUAUUUAUUGCCAAGGAGCAAAUUCUUUAAUUUGUAAAAAAACAAAAAAAACAUCUGUAAUUAAUACAGUAUUGAUGAACUUUUGCUGUUCACAGUGACGCAGCGAUUUUUAUUUGACUUGUGCUAUAUAUUUCAUUUUACUUAUGCUUGCUGUAACUGAAGCAGCACAUUCACAGAGCAGUAUUUGUUUGCCAGUCCUGUAAAAGUUCAUUUACAAGGCAGGAGUAAGCACAGGCUUUUACAAUCCAUUCCACUUCUGUUUUCUGCCACAGUGCUAAAUACCCACAUAACAACAGGCCAUAAAGCAUGCCAAAUUUCUGUCCCUUACACCUUUCCCUGUCAUCAUCAUCAUCAUCCCCAAAACCCCAAAAAGUCUUCUCCUGAGCACAUCCUCUCUGAGUCUACCUCUGUCCAGCUUUAGUUGUGUCACAGUGAAGCACCACUGACUGAUUUUGAGUCUAGUCCUUCCUAACCAGUGUAAAUCAUUGUUUUGUAUAAAAAUGUAACAAUAAUAAUCAAAUAAUUAAAGGUUUGUAACUACCCGCAUCUGAGUGCCGUGAGUUAUGAUCCAACACAAAUCUGAAGGAUCAAGGAGAAAUGCUGUCAGCACACUGCUCUAAAUGACAUAUGAUUUAAUGUACACUAACAUUUCAUACAUACUGAACAGAAGUUCAUUACGAAUAAAACUACAAACUUUCCUACAAACAACAAAGGCUUUCUUGGUGCUCUUGCUCUAAUCUGAUUAUCUGAAGUCAUAUUUAUUUGUGCAGCACUUUUUAAAAAACACAGUUUCAAAGCAGUUUUACAGAAAAUCAGGAUAUACUGUGUGUGUGUGUGUGUGUGUGUGUGUGUAUAUAUAUAUAUAUAUAUAUAUAUAUAUUUGCACAUAUAUACUGAACUUUAUAUAAAGAGCAGACAAUGGUAUAGUUAAAUUUUCAAUGCUGUACAGCAUUCUCUAUUCUUUUGAUUUAAUUUAAUUUUUUUUUAAAGACCCUCUAACUCUUUUGUUACCCAUUCUUUUUUUCUUCUAUCUACUUGUUUUCUUUUUAAUUAUUAUCAAAAAAAAAAAACUUGUGUACUGCAUUAGGCUAACUGAGACUUGUCACAGCACUUACAUAUUAUUGCUCUUUUGUUGCUUUUGAUUGCUUCUAUUGUCCUCAUUUGUAAAUUGUUUUGGAUAAAAGCAUCUGCUAAAUGACUAAAUGUGAAUGUAAUAUGGACUUCAUCAGUUCUAAACUGCUCAUUGCAUCAUAUAAUCAACAAGAACCAUCAAUGUAUGAAUUGAAUUCACAGCUGACAUUUCCUCUAACGUACAUCAUUUUAUUAUAUCCGUGUAUGCUUUUACAGACAAAUCAUGCAGAGUUUUUCUGUCCUGUCAUUCCUGCACUCGAGACGGAUGACGUUUGUGCUCCACUCACAUAGUCCUCCCUCCUAUUGCUUGUUGCUCCCCAACAACAGUGGCUGGAUAUUUAAAUAAAGUCAACAUUUCUUAAAGUUUUCUGAAGUCGCUGGACAUGCCUCCAUCCUGUCACCAACAUCUGCUGUCGCUCAUGUGGAAAAAUAAAAUUCUGUUCCAUUUCACUCCAUGAGAGUGUAUCUGGAUGUGAGCCUUUUGCAUGCAUUUGAUUCUUAUCAAUAGUGAUGCUUAUUUCUAGUCACAAUAAUAAAUUAAUAA